Molecule: messenger RNA, 486 nt
Organism: Darwinula stevensoni
Lineage: Eukaryota; Metazoa; Arthropoda; Ostracoda; Podocopida; Darwinulidae
Source: the annotation of a GenBank genome assembly
AUGAGCUUCACCUCCGACCUGUCGUGGAAGGAGGCCCCGGGCCCUGACCUGACGCCGUGCGUCCGCCGGACCAUCGAGCGGACGGGCCGGCUCGGUCGCCUGUUCGCCAUCCGCUGGUGCCAGACGCAGGACGCGGGGCUCGCCGAGCAGCUCGAGCUGGGCGUCAGCUCUGUAGCCGGCGUGUCCUUCGUGCUGCCGAGAUCAUCAGGACGGCAUGGUGCAGGCAGUAGCAGGGAUAUCGACCUCGAAGCUCGAGCAAUCGGUCUUGGCUCGCACGACAGCUUCACCUCCGACCUGUCGUGGAAGGAGGCCCCGGGCCCUGACCUGACGCCGUGCGUCCGCCGGACCAUCGAGCGGACGGGCCGGCUCGGUCGCCUGUUCGCCAUCCGCUGGUGCCAGACGCAGGACGCGGGGCUCGCCGAGCAGCUCGAGCUGGGCGUCAGGUGCGAAUUCCUUGGGUUUUCGGAGUUAACGACGGGGAGAUGA